Messenger RNA from Mauremys reevesii (Reeves's turtle), 2124 nucleotides. It is a transcript of the gene TSPO, whose product is annotated as translocator protein. The record is from RefSeq and is a predicted model, not a curated record. Gene Ontology annotation, cellular component: membrane; endoplasmic reticulum. The transcript is spliced from 4 exons. The coding region runs from base 371 to 865 and encodes 164 amino acids. Gene Ontology annotation, molecular function: cholesterol binding. NCBI's taxonomy places the organism in Eukaryota, Metazoa, Chordata, Testudines, Geoemydidae.
UUUCAAACAGCAAACGUCUCUGCAAACUCCUCCACCUCCUCUCGCAGCGGGGCAGACUUGAGACAAACAACGACAACAAAAGCCUCCCAGUGAAUAAUGACUUCCCCAAACCACACACCCCUCUCCUUCUCCCCCACUGCGUGCUGGAGCUGGCAGGGCCGGGCCGGGCCGCGCCACCACCGAAGCAGCCAGCUCCGCCCCCGAUUGCCAUGCUGCUGCAACUACUACUCUUCCCGUGCGCGUAGGAGGGACAGGCCCGUUCAGGCCGCACCCCUGCUGGGUCCAUAGAGCUGCGGCUCCGGGCUGAGCUUUCCUCUGCCUCGCCGAACUUCGGGCUGCAGCAGCAGCAGAUUCAGCGUCUGUCUUGGAAAUGGUACCAACGUGGGCCCCGGCUGUUGGUUUCACACUCUUGCCCCAUGCAGGAGGGUUUUUGGGAGGCAUGAUAACAAAGAGAGAGAUCCCUAUAUGGUAUGAAUCUCUUGAAAAGCCAUCCUGGCGGCCACCUAACUGGAUGUUUGGCCCUGUCUGGGGAACUCUGUAUACAUCAAUGGGAUAUGGUUCUUACCUGGUAUGGAAGGAGUUAGGAGGUUUCAAUGAAGAGUCAAUGGUUCCACUUGGGCUGUAUGCAGGGCAGCUGGCAUUAAACUGGUCAUGGACUCCCAUGUUCUUUGGAGCUCACAAAAUAGGAUGGGGGUUGGUCAAUCUCCUACUCACUAGUGGUGCAGCAACAGCUACAACUGUCACCUGGUACCAUGUCAACAAGAAAGCGGCAUACUUGAUGUUCCCUUAUUUAGCUUGGUUAACUUUGGCUUCUGUGCUCAAUUACCGCAUCUGGAAGGACAAUAAAAACAAGAAGCAAUCUUAAUACAGAGCCUUCUGGAAGAGAAUAUCAAGGCAGAAGAUUUUUUUUAUGCAUUUCCCAAAUAAAAUUACAAUCCUGUUUUACUGUUGCAUUAAGUACUUGCUGUAUUAGACAGUUAAAAAUAGGUCACAUCUAAAUACAGUCAGAGUGGUGUUCAUUUCAACAUUCAAAUGCUGGUUUACUACACAAUCCGAAUGGAAUGUGUGCACUAGUGAAUUUAGUAGCACAGUAAAUGAAGUGGUUUAAUCUGCAUGCUCUCCUAUUGCCCGUGCGGUUGAUUACAUAUAAAAAAAGAAUGUAAUGGAUAGCAUUUUUAACUACUACUGGCAAUUAAUGUGAAUUGGGGGCUGAUUAUGUCCAGAAACUAAAGUCCAUUAAUGACUUUCAGAAGAUGGUUCCUCACAUUAAUUUACUCACUAGGGGCCUGAUCCUUCAGCCAUAUACCACUUGGCAUAGUGCUUAUUCUUGUCAGCUGUUAUACUGACUUCAGUGUCUUGUCUUCAAAGCGCUGUGCCUAGAAAUGUUUACGAUUAGGAGGAAGAAUUCCCAUACUUGCACAUAUAAACUUUAAGGACAUAGUAUACUUUGCAGACUGGACCAUUAUAGUUGAGAGGUAGGGGAAGGUUUCAAACAUAUUAAACAAUAAGUAACUUACUAUUCUUACAGUAUGAUUUUUUUAAAGGGCUAAAGCCAAAAGGAUGCUGCAACCUAGAAGAAAGCUGCCUCCCCGCUCCAUUUCCUUGCCACUACAACUAGUGUAAUUUACUUGGCUAAAAAAAAUAGACAACAUCAAAUCCAGAGCACACAGUCAGGAACUGAUGACAGCACCCAAAGAGUAUCCAAUGAGCACCGAAGGUUGGGGGGGGCGGGAAAAUCACAAAAAGAGAAAUUAAUGCCUUUAACCUGCUCUGCUUGGAACCUGGAUGCUUCACUAGCAGACUGCUAGUAUUCUCAGCUAUUAUCAGAGCAAGCUGCCUCCCCUGGAGGGAUGUCUGGCUGCUGGUGGCCCCAAUUAAAUACACAGGCAUCUUAUGACCAUCCUGCUAAAAUACUUACCUAGGUACCUGAUUAUCUGUUCCUCCUUUAGCUGCUUGGAGACAGGUACAAGAUGUUUCUGCUGCUUCAAGAUUAGUGUUGCAGCCUUAAACCAGAAGACACUGAGUUGUAAAUGGCUGAACUAGAAACAGGAACUUUUUGUACAAGGUACCUGGGACAGGAAGUUUUACCUUUCCUCUAUUGCUAGCACAUUACUAUUACUUUUA